Messenger RNA from Schistosoma bovis, 801 nucleotides. NCBI's taxonomy places the organism in Eukaryota, Metazoa, Platyhelminthes, Trematoda, Strigeidida, Schistosomatidae. The record is from the annotation of a GenBank genome assembly.
UUUUAUUAUGAAAUUUCAGUCUUUCAAGAAGAAUAUAAAGACGAGUUUAAUAUAGAUUAUUAGUAUUUGUUUGUGAGAACGAUCAGUAAUUAACUAUGGGAUCUGCCCUUGGAAUUAUAAUAUUGAUUUGCCUACUUAAUGAAUCAAUAAAAGCGUCCGAAGUUCCGAGUAAUAUUACAAAGCUUUACAAGAAAGAAUUAUCAGAUGUGAAUGAAAGAGACAAAAGACUUAAAGUUAUGUUUAGUAACUUUCAAGAAAGUAAACAUCAUGAUGAUGAAUUUCAGCCAAACGUAAACAGCACAAUAACACGUAGAAUAUGAUUUUAUCCCUCCGAAAAGUGCGAUUGAAAAAUAACUACAAUAAACUGACGGGUGUUGCAAACAAGAUGAUGAAAAACUUCGUAAAUAAGGGCGAAACUCAGAAAAUCUCUUGUAUUACAAACGACGAUAUACAGUGGUCAAUGCCAGGUGUGGCUAAGUUUCAGACAUUGUUCAGUGUUUGAGAGGACUAUGAUAACGAUGAUAUUUGUUAUCGCUGCUUAUUUUGUGAUUCCGUGUUGAUCACCAUUUGAGCAUUGUGUAAUGGACCUUCGUGUAUUUUCCCCUUUUAAAACAUAUUCAUAAGAUUUAACUCUCAUUUCAUGGAAAGGUUAAAUGACAGGAUUUUAUUAGCCUGAAAAUCAUAUUAUAAGCUGGAUUUUAUUUCAUGAGACACGACCCAUGAGUAAAAAAAAAUCGAAAAGGAAUGUUUUGUGUAAUUUUUCUGAAGUAAUUAUUAGACAAUAUACUUUCAAACUUUGCU